This is a messenger RNA of Gracilinanus agilis (Agile Gracile Mouse Opossum), 2478 nucleotides long. RefSeq names its product cytochrome c oxidase assembly protein COX20, mitochondrial. The record is from RefSeq and is a predicted model, not a curated record. Gene Ontology annotation, biological process: mitochondrial respiratory chain complex IV assembly. Gene Ontology annotation, cellular component: mitochondrial inner membrane; mitochondrion. NCBI's taxonomy places the organism in Eukaryota, Metazoa, Chordata, Mammalia, Didelphimorphia, Didelphidae. The transcript has 4 exons. Bases 310 to 672 code for a protein of 120 amino acids.
CCGUUAGUGUGCAGCGGGGAGGCAGCGUUAGGAAGAAACCUUGGGGAACGUGUGACCCAUUUCAAUGAACAAAGGAUUUGUUUAUUACCAAGGCGACCGCAGGCCACUUCGAGAAGCACUGCAGUGCGAUGGUGCAGCUUCUAAAAUGGCGGACGUAGUGUUGGCAAGGGCGGAGGGAGGGCGGCAGGAGACAGAGAACUGGGGAGGACCCAGAAAAAGAGCUCGCGGGGGAGCGCGAGAGCGUCAGCUCUAGGCGGUACUUCCCCUUCGUCUCGGUGGUAGCGAGGCGUGCGGCACGGGCUCGUCAUCAUGGCAACUGAGACCGAGGCCGGGGAACCCGGGAAGGGGAAGCCUUUUAAGCUUCUAGGAAUUUUGGAUGUCCAAAAUGUACCCUGUGCAAGAGAUUCUGUACUCUGUGGUUCAUUAGGAUCUGUUGUAGCUGGCUUCGGACAUUUUUUAUUAACCAGUAGAGUUAGAAGAUCUUGUGAUGUUGCAGUAGGAGUAUUUAUUUUGGGAACUUUAGGAAGCUGGUUUCAUUGUAGAUAUAAUUUUGCAAAGCAAAGAAUCCAACAAAGAAUGAUCCAAGAAGGAAUAAAAAACAAGAUUUUGUUUGAAAGCACCCACCUUGAUCCUGAAAGAAAAGAAAUCAGCACCAAAAGCAGCAAUUCUUAAUAUAGAACAGAAGGCCAUGGAACAACUUAAGCCUUGAAAUCACGGACUAUGAGCAAAAGUUGAUCAGCUGUAGAAACGUUAACAGGGACACUUACCAAAAAAACAAACAUGGAAAUUAUUUUCAAAACAUCUACAGUAUAUAAAAGUGGCUAACAUUUCAUUCUUCUGUAUUGUAAAUGUCAAACAUUUCUGAUUGUGCAGCACAAUUCCAAAUUCAUUAGUUUCAUGAUGGCAAAAUUAGUGUUUGGCACACUUGAAAAUUGAUUGUAGGUUAAUGACUUGCUGUGAUGUAAUAAUAAUCCUUUUACUGUACAAUAGCAAAGGUCUCAUCCUCUUUUAUCUAUUGGAAUUAAAUACCUUAGCAAGUUAUUGAAUAGUGUCUAAGAUUCAAAAACUUGCUCCUCUGGAUUAUUCUGAAACUUUAAAAAAAAAUCAUAUCUAAUCUUCCCAGUUCAAAAUGAGAUUGUUUUCAUUUGAAGUAUGACUAUAUUGACUGUAAGGUUAGUAUUGGAUGUUAGAUGACCUAUUAUAUACUUUGAGAAAACUUGGACUAUAGUCAUUUGUUGUUAGAACCCUUAGAAAUUUUGGGGAGGUUACUUACCAUUAGUUUUUUACUCAGUCUUCAUUUCUUUCUCUCAUUCAGUAUAAGGGUCCAUGUCUAGCAUUCACUAAAUGAAGACACAAAGAUGCACUUUUAAUAUAAAUGUGUAAGAGCAUUAGAAAAACCCUAAAAACUGAAAUACAUUUUAAAAUCUAUUAUCCUUUACUAACCCUUUGUCAUCCACCCAAAAUGGCUUGGAAAAAUGAAGAUGGUGAUGCUUAUCAACCCGAGUAUUUCUCUUAUCAGCUACAAUACUUCUUACAAAGACAUAACCUCUACCUAAAUUCCCUAUUCAAUUGAGCAUAUUUUCUAGUUUGGGGAUAUUAGAUAUGUAUAUAUAUGAAGAUAUGCACACAUAUUGUGUACAUAUAAAAUAUUUUAACAAGGCUAAAUCCAUUUUAAGUGUACUAAGGUAUGAAGCAUUGCUUGCACCCGUUUUUCUCUAGAAAUUUCAAGCAAGGCCCCUAUCACUAGGGGGAAAAAAAUCCCUAUGCCUCUAUCCAAAUUCUCAUAGCCUCAGAAGCCAGAAGAAAUUAAGGCUGAUUCACCCAUUUUCAAGGUGAAGAAACAAGUAUUUAGUUAUUUGCCCAAAGUGUAACAACAGGUGCAGGGCAGAACUAGGACCGGAAUCCUGGCCAGUCCCCCCCAUCCUCUCCCACAAAGCCCCACACUCAAUGCUGCUCUCUUUUCAUCUACUUUUUAGAGCUCAAAAUCCUUGGAGCUAGGAAUGCAUAUAGGUAGGAAAAUGUAGUCUACAGAAAGGGAAGUGUUUUCAACUGGUAGUAAUAAAAAUCAGUGUUACAAGACAAAACUGGCCCAACUACCAAUUCUGUUUCCCUGGGGCAAUAUAGUUUUCAAAAUUCUUUUGGCAGCCAAAGAAAUUAAGGUUAGGAAAGGAGGAUAGUAUAACUGACUUCUUUAAACAAAAUACUUUUAAAGUUAAACUGUUCUACAAAGUGUUUUGUCCUUUAAUUCUCAAAGAAGAGAUUUACUUUUAAAUAUGUGGAGAAAGGUAGUAGUAGCAGUGUCCCCUUUACUUCUUAAAGCUAUCUAGCUUUUUGUAGAUUUUAAGAAAUGCUUGAACAAAUGUUUUAACUACAGGCUUUUUUCCCUUAAGCAACUGUUUUUUAUCUUUGGAGUUUUCUCAAAGCCAAGUAUCACUACUGAUGUUUCUACUUGGCAACCAAAAUACUUGGCCAUUAGAG